AGCUAUAUAUAUAUAGUGAGAGUUUAAGUUUAACACACAAAAUAAGGCCAACCAGUGAGAGCCGCAUAGAGGUUUUUGCUCGGAGUUUGAUUAAUCUGUUGUUUAGCCUUUCAUGGCAGUACUGAAACUUUUUAUUUGUUUGAUUCUUUGGCUCAACUCUCUCUCUCCUCUUCAAGGCGGCAGCGAUAAGUAUGAAUUCAGAUACCCGUUCAUCAAAAGGGCGGGUUCAUUAUCCUCACCGUUCUCAUCAUCAAAGACAGACCAAGUGACUUAUGAUUACAUAAUCGUGGGAGGUGGGACGGCAGGGUGUCCGUUGGCGGCCACUCUGUCUCGGAACUUCAGAGUGUUGGUGUUGGAGAGGGGAGGGGUUCCUUUUUCAAACCCCAACGUCUCCUUCCUCGGCAACUUCCACAUUUCGUUGGCGGACACUUCGCCGUCGUCGGCUUCCCAACCUUUCGUUUCCACGGAUGGUGUGAUCAAUGCAAGGGCUAGGGUCUUGGGUGGUGGCACUUGCAUCAAUGCUGGGUUCUACACCAGAGCUAACUCAGGUUUCAUUAGAAGAGGGGGGUGGGAUGCAAGGCUAGUGAAUGAGUCGUAUCCAUGGGUGGAGAAGCAAAUUGUUCACCAGCCUAGACUAGCACAAUGGCAGCGUGCCUUCAAGGACAGCCUUUUGGAUGUUGGUGUCACACCUUUUAAUGGAUUCACCUACGAUCAUAUCUUUGGAACAAAAGUCGGAGGCACCCUUUUCGACCGCUUCGGCCGUCGCCAUACUGCGGCUGAGCUGCUUGCUUCUGCAAACCCCAAAAUGCUCACCGUCUUGGUUUAUGCCACCGUCCAGAAAGUCUUGUUUGAUCAAACAGGGAAGAGACCAAGGGCAAUGGGAGUGGUUUUCAAGGAUGAAAAUGGUAACCUGCAUCAGGCAUUUCUCACGAACAACCGGAGGAGUGAAGUGAUUUUAUCAUGCGGUGCAAUCGGAACUCCUCAGAUGCUAAUGCUAAGUGGUAUUGGUCCCAGGGCUGAACUCCAGAAAUUGAACAUUUCAGUGGUUCUGCACAAUGAGUUUGUUGGCAAGGGCAUUGCUGAUAAUCCCAUGAACUCACUUUUCGUCCCAACUAAUCGACCGGUGGAACAGUCCCUUAUUCAAACCGUAGGCAUUACCAAGAAGGGAGUUUACAUUGAAUCUAGCAGCGGAUUCGGACAGUCCCGGGAUAGCAUUCAUUGGCAUCAUGGAAUAAUGUCCGCAGAGAUCGGCCAGCUGGCUACGAUCCCUCCUGUGCAAAGAACACCCCAAGUGAUCAAAGCUUUCAUCAAAAGAAAGCGAGACCUACCACAUGAAGUAUUCAAGGGAGGUUUCGUUUUGGAAAAGCUUGCCAGGCCCCUUUCCUCAGGCCACCUCAACCUGGUCAAAACCAACAUUGAUGACAACCCUUCAAUUACCUUCAACUAUUUCCGCCACCCACGAGAUCUGCAGCAGUGCGUCGAUGGGAUCCGCACGGUUGCAAAAGUUGUACAAUCAAAACAUUUCACAGACUUCACCAAGUGUGACAAACCAACUGUAGAGAAGCUUCUUAACAUGAGUGUCAAGGCUAACAUUAACCUUAUACCAAAGCAUAUUAAUGACAACAAGUCCCUAGAGCAGUUCUGCAAAGAUACUGUGCUAACAAUUUGGCAUUACCACGGAGGGUGCCACGUUGGCAAAGUGGUGAACCCUGACCUCAAAGUUAUUGGAACCAACCGACUCCGGAUCGUCGAUGGCUCCACAUUUAGUGAAUCCCCUGGAACUAAUCCUCAGGCUACUGUCUUGAUGAUGGGCAGGUACAUGGGGGUCAAGAUUUUGAGAAGAAGACUAGGAAAACCUGCUAAUGUGUAACGACUUGCGACCAACUGGUGGCAUUUCAAGAGCAGUGUUUGUUUGUAGUAGUACUUAAGUGUAUGUAGAGAUUAGCUUGCCACGGGAAAUUUAGCAUUUCCAUUGCUGUUAAUUUAUAUCAUGAACGAAGUCGUCUUGACUCUGCUCUCCUAAUGCCUGGUGUCAAGGUUGAUGUUUCUUUGCCGAUAUAUAAUAAAAUAUUUAAG
Molecule: messenger RNA, 2076 nt
Organism: Hibiscus syriacus
Lineage: Eukaryota; Viridiplantae; Streptophyta; Magnoliopsida; Malvales; Malvaceae
Product: protein HOTHEAD-like
Exons: 5
Coding region: 113-1870 (585 amino acids)
Molecular function (GO): oxidoreductase activity, acting on CH-OH group of donors; flavin adenine dinucleotide binding
Source: RefSeq, a predicted model, not a curated record